CAAUAUGUCACUCUCUUACUAGUUCCCUUUUGAACUCAUUUUCUUAGUUCACUACAAAAUUAGAUAGAUGUAGGAACCAACUAAGGACAAGAAUAAAUCAUAUAUUUCAUAUAAAAAAUUAACAAAAGAGAAAAUAUUGGAUAAAAUGUCGAGCAGAAAAGCAUCUCAUGCAGGCAGUUGGUAUACCGAUUCAGCUUCUGAACUAUCACGUCAACUUGAUAAUUGGCUGGGAGCCGCGACACUUUCACAUGGGCCGGCUAGGGCUAUAAUAGCCCCCCAUGCUGGAUAUACGUAUUGCGGUGCAUGCGGUGCUUUUGCAUAUCGACAAGUCAGUCCGGCUGUAGUUAAGCGCGUCUUUAUUUUGGGACCAUCACAUCACGUACGUCUUCGAGGCUGUGCCUUAUCAAUUGCUAAAAAGUAUGCAACCCCGCUUUAUGAUCUCAAAAUUGAUACAGACAUUAAUGCCGAAUUGGAAAAGACUGGUCACUUCUCCUGGAUGGAUAUGAAGACGGACGAGAAUGAGCACAGCAUCGAAAUGCAUCUACCUUAUAUUGCCAAAGUUAUGGAAGAUUUUAAAGAUCAAUUUACGAUUGUUCCAAUUUUGGUGGGCUCGCUAAAUCCAGACCAGGAGGCAUUGUACGGACGCUUACUGGCAAACUAUUUCACAGAUCCUCAAAAUUUAUUUGUCAUAUCUUCAGACUUCUGUCAUUGGGGUCAUCGUUUCAAUUACACCUACUAUGACAAAUCAUGUGGUCCAAUUUACAAAUCCAUUGAAAAGCUGGAUAAACAGGGAAUGGACAUCAUUGAAACCCUAAAACCGGAAACAUUCACUGCCUAUUUGCGGGAAUACAACAACACCAUUUGUGGACGCCAUCCCAUUGGCGUAAUGCUAAGUUCAGUAAAAGUUCUCCAAGAACAAGGAUACAAUAUGAGCUUUAAAUUUUUAAAAUACGAUCAAAGUAGCCAUUGUAAAGUAAUGGAUGAUUCGAGUGUUAGUUACGCUUCCGGUUCUUUAGUUUUUGAGUGCUAAAGAUAAUGCUAUAUAAAAGUAAUAUAUUUAAUCCAACAAGACAUUAAAAUAAACCGGCCAUUACGCUUUUAUUGUUCAAACCGUAAACAAUUAUAUAUUGUCUUCGAAAUAAGCAAAUUGUACAUAUUAUAAGCGUUUGGCUCUAAAUAAAAACAGCUUUAAAUCAA
Musca domestica (house fly) is the source of this 1197-nucleotide messenger RNA. Its product is annotated as protein MEMO1. The coding region runs from base 146 to 1030 and encodes 294 amino acids. The record is from RefSeq and is a predicted model, not a curated record. The transcript has 8 exons. Lineage: Eukaryota; Metazoa; Arthropoda; Insecta; Diptera; Muscidae.